AUGGCUCCUUCACUCGUACCUCUCGCUGAAAUACCGACCGUUUCCCUUCUAUACAAACUGAAGCGCUUGGUCCCAGUCUCCUCCCCGCUCGCGCAGCCCUCCAAGGCCUUGAACGACACCAUCUCUCUGAUCCGCAACGACAUCACCAAAUUGGAUGGAGUCGACUGCAUUGUGAAUGCAGCCAACAAGUCUCUACUUGGAGGAGGUGGGGUAGAUGGUGUCAUUCACCGCGGUGCCGGACCUGGUUUGCUGGAGGAAUGCCGCACCCUCGACGGCUGUGACACCGGUGAUGCCAAAAUAACCUCUGCGUACGAGCUUCCAUGCAGACGAGUCAUUCAUACCGUUGGGCCAAUCUAUGAUCUUGAAUUGCAGAGAGGGAGGGAGCGCCCGGAGACUUUGCUGCGCAGCUGCUAUCGUCGCAGUCUGGAGGUUGCCGUGGAGAACAACAUGAAAAGCAUUGCCUUUUCAGCAAUCAGCACAGGCGUGUACGGCUAUCCAAGUGAAUUGGCUGCCCGCGCUGUUCUGGACGAGACACGGAAGUUCAUGGAGAGUCCGAGCAACAUCGGGAAACUUGAACGGAUCAUUUUCUGCAACUUUGAGCGCAAGGAUGAGAUAGCCUACGAGAAGUUUACUCCCUUGUUCUUCCCUCCAGAAGAUCAGGGUGCCCCUAGCGCCAACAGCGACCGCGAAUCUCAACUCGAAUCUGACGGUGAGUCUUCGAAAUCGGCGGAGAUGCUCGCAGCCAAGCUUCCCGACCCACCGACCGUUGAUCCUGCCUUGAACGGAGAACCGGAGACUAAGAAGCAAAAGGUUAACGCGGACCAGACCGAACGUAGCGGUAGAAGUUACAUGGAGGAUUUCUCUAUCAGAUCUGACGAUGACUGGGAGGAGGUUGACAAAUCGGAAGAUGGCCGCACAGAGAAGCUGGAUGACGAGCCGGUUGAAGUUGAUAGACCUCCCUCUGCGACUGAUGUGCAGAGCGUCCAGUCCAGUGGGAUCAUUGAGAUGGACGGUUCCAACGCUUCGGACAGUGUGCUGGCAAAGGACUGGUAG
Aspergillus niger is the source of this 1053-nucleotide messenger RNA. RefSeq lists its product as uncharacterized. The record is from RefSeq and is a predicted model, not a curated record. Bases 1 to 1053 code for a protein of 350 amino acids. Lineage: Eukaryota; Fungi; Ascomycota; Eurotiomycetes; Eurotiales; Aspergillaceae. The transcript has 2 exons.